This is a messenger RNA of Cynocephalus volans (Philippine flying lemur), 1635 nucleotides long. RefSeq names its product gliomedin (gene GLDN). The record is from RefSeq and is a predicted model, not a curated record. The coding region runs from base 1 to 1635 and encodes 544 amino acids. Gene Ontology annotation, biological process: signal transduction. The transcript is spliced from 10 exons. Lineage: Eukaryota; Metazoa; Chordata; Mammalia; Dermoptera; Cynocephalidae. Gene Ontology annotation, cellular component: cell surface.
AUGGCCCGAGGCGCGGAGCGAGGCCGCGGGGACGCGGGCUGGGGGCUGCGCGGCGCCCUGGCGGCCGUGGCGCUGCUGUCGGCGCUCAGCGCGGCGGGCACGGUGUUCGCGCUGUGCCAGUGGCGCGGGCUGAGCGCGGCGCUGCGAGCGCUGGAGGCGCAGCGGGGUCGGGAGCAGCGCGAGGACAGCGCCCUGCGCGCCUUCCUGGCCGAGCUGAGCCGCGCGCCGCGCCGGCCGCCCGCGCCACCCCCGGACCCUGCGAGCGCCGCGCGCAACAAGCGCAGCCACGGCGGGGAGCCCGCGCCGCACAUCCGCGCCGAGAGCCAGGACAUGCUGAUGAUGAUGACCUACUCCCUCGUGCCGGUCCGGGUGAUGGUGGACCUGUGCAACAGCACCAAGGGCAUCUGCCUGACAGGACCACCUGGCCCACCAGGACCUCCAGGAGUUGGUGGGCAACCAGGACACAAUGGAUCAGAUGGACAGCCUGGUCCCCAGGGCCCAAAAGGCGAAAAAGGAGCAAAUGGAAGAAAAGGAAAAAUGGGCUUACCUGGAGCCACAGGAAGUCCAGGGGAAAAGGGAGACCCUGGUGAACUGGGCUCGACUGGAAACGAGGGCCCACCAGGGCAGAAGGGUGAGAAGGGAGACAAAGGAGAUGUGUCCAACGAUGUGCUUCUGGCAGGUGCCAAAGGUGACCAAGGCCCACCUGGCCCACCUGGGCCUCCAGGCCCUCCAGGACCCCCUGGAAGAAGAGCCAAAGGCCCUCGGCAGCCAAACAUGUUCAACGGCCAGUGCCCAGGUGAGACCUGUGCCACACCAAAUGAUGAUACCUUGGUUGGAAAAGCUGAUGAGAAAGUCAAUGAACACCAUUCCCCACAAGCAGAAUCUAUGAUUGCUUCCAUUGGAAACCCAAUGCAAGUAUUAAAAGUUACAGAGACAUUUGGGACUUGGAUAAGAGAGUCUGCUAACAAGACCGAUGACCGUAUUUGGAUGACUGAACAUUUUUCAGGCAUCAUGGUGAAGGAAUUCAAAGACCAGCCCUCACUUCUGAAUGGCAGCUACACAUUCAUCCACCUCCCGUAUUACUUCCAUGGCUGUGGGCAUGCCGUUUACAACAACUCUCUCUACUACCACAAAGGAGGCUCCAACACCAUAGUGAGAUUUGAAUUUGGCAAAAAAACAUCCCAAACUCUGAAGCUUGAAAAUGCCUUGUAUUUUGAUCGAAAAUACCUUUUUGCAAAUUCCAAGACUUACUUCAAUCUAGCUGUAGAUGAAAAGGGCCUUUGGAUUAUCUAUGCUUCAAGCGUGGAUGGCUCAAGCAUUCUCGUCGCACAACUGGAUGAGAGGACAUUCUCUGUGGUGCAGCACAUCAAUACCACGUACCCCAAAUCCAAGGCCGGCAACGCCUUCAUUGCCCAAGGAAUCCUCUAUGUCACAGACACCAAAGAUAUGAGGAUAACAUUUGCCUUUGAUUUGUUAGGAGGGAAACAGAUCAAUGCAAGCUUUGAUUUAAGAACUUCCCAGUCUGUUCUUGCCAUGUUAUCGUACAACAUGAGAGAACAGCAUUUAUAUUCAUGGGAAGAUGGCCAUUUAAUGCUUUAUCCUGUGCACUUUUUGUCAGCUACAUUAAACCAGUGA